UCUUUCUAGGUGAGCCAUUCUCUAACCCUUUGGCCCCAGAUGGCCAUGAAGUGGAUGAUUCUCAUUCUUUUAAUCAGUCUAAAUUGACCAAUGAAGACUUUCGUAAGCUUCUUAUGACUCCACGGGCAACACCAACAUCUGCACCACCUUCAAAAUCUCGCCAUCAUGAAAUGCCCAAAGAGUACAAUGAAGAUGAAGAUCCAGCUGCACGCAGGAGAAAGAAAAAAAGCUAUUAUGCAAAACUACGCCAGCAAGAGAUUGAGCGAGAGAGGGAAUUGGCUGAGAAAUACAGAGACCGUGCCAAGGAAAGACGUGAUGGUGUGAACAAAGAUUAUGAAGAAACAGAACUAAUCAGUACAACUGCCAAUUACAGGGCAGUAGGACCCACUGCAGAAGCGGAUAAAUCAGCGGCAGAAAAGAGGCGGCAAUUGAUUCAGGAGUCCAAAUUCUUGGGUGGUGACAUGGAACACACUCACUUGGUGAAGGGUCUUGAUUUUGCUUUGUUGCAAAAGGUACGGGCAGAGAUUGCCAGCAAAGAAAAAGAGGAAGAAGAAUUAAUGGAAAAGCCUCAAAAAGAAACUAAGAAGGAUGAAGAUCCAGAAAAUAAAAUUGAAUUCAAGACUCGCUUGGGCCGUAACAUCUAUCGGAUGCUAUUCAGGAACAAGGCAUAUGAGCGGAAUGAGCUCUUCCUGCCAGGGCGAAUGGCUUAUGUGGUGGAUCUUGAUGAUGAGUAUGCUGACACAGAUAUUCCCACAACUUUGAUUAGAAGUAAGGCUGAUUGUCCAACCAUGGAGGCCCAGACCACAUUGACUACAAAUGACAUUGUAAUUAGUAAACUGACGCAGAUUCUUUCCUAUCUGAGGCAAGGCACUCGAAAUAAAAAGCUCAAGAAAAAGGAUAAAG
Molecule: messenger RNA, 903 nt
Organism: Thamnophis sirtalis
Lineage: Eukaryota; Metazoa; Chordata; Lepidosauria; Squamata; Natricidae
Source: RefSeq, a predicted model, not a curated record